AGUUCCGCAGCGCUUCUCUGCCCGGGAAGGAAAACCUCCCGCACCUUGUUCUCCGCCCUGGCAGCUAAAAACGCGGAGCAUUCAGGAGUAGGAGUAAAUGCAUGGCCCAGCAAGAGCAAGCGGAGCCCAUUCCCUCCUGGGAGGAAGAGAUGUCAGGAGAAAGUGUGGUGAGCUCAGCGGUGCCUGCGGCUGCUACCCGCACCACUUCCUUCAAGGGCACGAGCCCCAGCUCCAAGUACGUGAAGCUGAAUGUGGGCGGGGCCCUCUACUACACCACCAUGCAGACGCUGACCAAGCAGGACACCAUGCUGAAGGCCAUGUUCAGUGGGCGCAUGGAAGUGCUCACCGACAGCGAAGGCUGGAUCCUCAUUGACCGGUGCGGGAAGCACUUUGGUACGAUCCUUAACUACCUUCGAGACGGGGCAGUCCCCUUGCCUGAGAGCCGCCGGGAGAUCGAGGAGCUGCUGGCAGAAGCCAAGUACUACCUGGUCCAGGGCCUGGUGGAAGAGUGCCAGGCGGCCCUGCAACAGAACAAAGAUACUUAUGAACCCUUCUGCAAGGUUCCCGUCAUCACCUCCUCCAAGGAAGAACAAAAACUUAUAGCGACUUCUAAUAAGCCGGCCGUGAAGUUGUUGUACAACAGAAGUAACAACAAGUACUCAUACACCAGCAAUUCCGACGACAACAUGUUGAAAAACAUAGAACUGUUUGAUAAGCUGUCUCUGCGCUUUAAUGGAAGGGUCCUCUUCAUAAAGGAUGUCAUUGGGGACGAAAUCUGCUGCUGGUCCUUUUACGGUCAGGGCCGCAAGAUUGCCGAGGUCUGCUGUACGUCCAUCGUCUAUGCCACUGAGAAGAAGCAGACCAAGGUGGAGUUCCCUGAGGCCCGAAUUUAUGAAGAGACCCUCAAUAUUUUGCUGUAUGAGGCCCAAGAUGGCCGAGGACCUGACAAUGCACUCCUGGAAGCCACAGGCGGGGCUGCCGGGCGUUCUCACCACCUAGACGAGGAUGAGGAGCGGGAGCGAGAGCGGAUUGAGCGUGUGCGGCGGAUCCACAUCAAGCGGCCCGAUGACCUGGGCCACCUGCACCAGUGAGCAGGCAAGCCGGCCCAGCUGCCUCCCACCUGCCCGUCCCUGCUCCGCGCCCCCUUGCCGCACUCAGAUCCUGUGCAGGCUCCCGGCACCCUCCACUCCCCCCGGAGCGCCUUCGAUGACAAGCAGAUUAUUUUGGUGUCUCUCGACAAGGUGUAUGCACCGCCGUCACUGAACAAGCUGUGUUUAAGGUCUCUACUUUUCACGAGACUCCAAGAACCUGGAAGCCAGGCUUUCUAGGUUCUCAGAGGAGAAGUAUGGAUGAGUGUGACGUGGACGUUAGAAUUUUGUUUGUGCAGUAUUUAUUUUUGUGGGUAUCGAUUACCUAUUUGCAGUUGGAUGACACUCCCUUAAAGGUUCAUUUUGACAGUUCCAAAAGGGCUUCUGCAGUUUGCGGCCACCAGAGGCGUCUGUGAGCUCCCAGUUGUAAACCCUCCAGCCUAGCAGACUGGCUCCUGUGCCUUUGUACUGAGCAAGGACCUUCACUGCUUUGCCAGAGUGCCGUCUGCAACGUGGUUGUGUGUGCCUGGACUUGCUGAUGAACAGUUGCAGCCUGUAGCAGUGGAAAUGUGAUCAAAGGAGCCUCCAGGUCCUUACUAGCAUGCUUUGGUGCAGAGCCUGGAAGGGCAAAGCCUUUUGCUGUCCUGGGCUGCUCUCUGGUUUGGCGCUUGCUGUGACCGCACGUCGUGUCUGGCUAGGAGCAGAGCUCUCCCUGACUCCUGCACCUUCCAUUGUUCUUCUUGGGGACCCUGCUCUGUUCCUGGAAGGCUGUCUGUCCUAAUUACAGGUGUAGCUCAAACCACGCUGCAAGGGACCCAGUCCGUGCCUUGGGCCUUCCUGUUGAGCUGCGAUCACUGCAGCGAGCGGGUGCCCUGCCCUUGGCUUAGACACCGAGUGUGGCCCUAGGCUCUCGGCCCUCCCGGCUAGCAUCUAGGCAGGACUGCCAGCAGCCCUCGGGGAGUGUCCCGCUGUAAACACAGCUGUCACUCAUCUUUGCUCUUGAUUGCUAUGCAGGAGAGUGGCCCUCAGUGAACAGGUCGGGAGGGCGUGCCGAUAUCUUUGGGUCCCGUUUGUGUCCGUGUUUGUUUAAGGGAUGUGUGCGACUGUGGCUGUGCAUGUGUGCUGUGGGGUGCGGGCGGCCUACGCCAGAGCCGGGCUGUCUGCACGGUGCCCGUGUGGGAUGGACGAUCUGGGUUACCUACCUCCUGGUCUCCGCGGUGCCUGCGAGGGAGAAGUGGUGAGUCGUGACUGAUGUGGUGGUUGAGACUAGACUAGGUAGAGAAGUUAGAAGGAAACUCGAGCGUGGCAGGCAGUGGGUGGAAUCGUCCCGGUCAAGGGAAUUGUUACCGUUUUAUACCAAAGGUAUUACUUGGGUAGCCUUUGACACGAUGUAUUCCAAAUAAACAAGUUUAUAUUUUGAA
Molecule: messenger RNA, 2509 nt
Organism: Tupaia belangeri chinensis (Chinese tree shrew)
Lineage: Eukaryota; Metazoa; Chordata; Mammalia; Scandentia; Tupaiidae
Gene: KCTD10
Product: potassium channel tetramerization domain containing 10
Exons: 7
Coding region: 102-1091 (329 amino acids)
Biological process (GO): protein ubiquitination; negative regulation of Rho protein signal transduction; protein homooligomerization
Cellular component (GO): Cul3-RING ubiquitin ligase complex
Molecular function (GO): protein binding; ubiquitin-protein transferase activity
Source: RefSeq, a predicted model, not a curated record